ACAUGAAGUAGCUGUCAAAUUUUGUUACCUCACUUUUCGGCUAACAGGAAUUGCCUUGCGCUGAAAAAAUACAGAAUAUUAAAUAUGUCAUUCCUAAAAUCCUUCGGGAAAUCCGUAAUAAUUGCUUUUAAUCAAAACAUUUUUUUUUACCAUGAAGAAAAAUCUUGGUCUCAUCGAAUUAGUUUGGAAGUUCCAAUAGAAAAAGGUCGUCCACGGAAGUAUUUUGAUGCCGAUAGUGACAGUGAAAACGAGGAUGUUCAGAACAAAAAUAGUAACUGCAAUGUCAAUAAUGCACAUGUUGUUGGUAUGGAUGUUCACGAUGCUAAAUCAUUGCUGGCAAUAGCGACGAGUGACAAAUCACUCUACCUUUAUGCAAUUGUUGAUAUCGAUGGAUGUGGUGGGCAAUUGAAAUUGUUAUCGAGACGCUUAGUUUCUAGAACAUCAAGUUGUUUGAAAUUUUCGGCGGAUGGAAAUUUUCUUCUCGUGUGUGAUAAAGGAGGAGACUGCUAUAAAUAUGAUUGUGAGAAAAGUAAAAACCCUGGACUGUGGCUUUUUGGACACAUGAGUCAAAUAUUGGAUAUACUCAUAAAUUCCGAUGACAGUUUAAUCGUUACUUGCGAUCGGGAUGAGAAAAUUCGUAUAACCAACUAUCCAGAUUGCCAUAAUAUCGAAACUUUUUGUUUAGGUCAUAGCGAAUUCGUUUCCCAUAUUGAAUUUUUGAAAGACGAUGAAGAUUUGCUCCUGUUAUCGCUGUCCGGAGAUAAAACCAUGCGACUAUGGAACGUUGAGGACGGAAAAGAGCAGGCCAAGAAAGAAUGUGAUCAAGCAGGAAACAAGUUAGCAGUAAAAGAUCUUGGCGAUGGACAGAGUCUGAUUGCAAUGCUUUGUUAUCCACCUACAACAAUUUCAGUAUAUGUGCUAACUGAAGGUCUCUCCAAAUGGGAUUUUCUCAAAGGCAUCAACGCGAAAUCGAACCAUAUUUAUUCUUCACUUACGUUCGACAGUGCAUCGAAUUUGUUAGCUCUGACAAUAGACGAAAAAUCCGAACUUGUUUCGAUAAAUGUAUUUCAAUUCAACCGAGAAAACUUUUCGUUCCGGGAAAACGAUACAAGUUCACAGAAAAUUUCUGAAAUGAUCAGCAAUUGCAAACUGUCUUACACAGAUUCUGUUUCGUUUCUAUUCAAGAAAAAGUUUGACAAUAUAAAAAACUAUCAUGAACGUAAACGAAAACGUUUAGAAGUUAAAAGUUAAUAAAUGGAAUAAAACAA
Toxorhynchites rutilus septentrionalis is the source of this 1268-nucleotide messenger RNA. It is a transcript of the gene wuho, whose product is annotated as tRNA (guanine-N(7)-)-methyltransferase non-catalytic subunit wuho. The coding region runs from base 85 to 1251 and encodes 388 amino acids. Gene Ontology annotation, molecular function: protein binding; tRNA (guanine(46)-N7)-methyltransferase activity. Gene Ontology annotation, biological process: RNA (guanine-N7)-methylation. NCBI's taxonomy places the organism in Eukaryota, Metazoa, Arthropoda, Insecta, Diptera, Culicidae. The record is from RefSeq and is a predicted model, not a curated record. Gene Ontology annotation, cellular component: nucleus; tRNA methyltransferase complex; cytosol. The transcript has 2 exons.